Molecule: messenger RNA, 264 nt
Organism: Perkinsus marinus ATCC 50983
Lineage: Eukaryota; Perkinsozoa; Perkinsida; Perkinsidae
Exons: 2
Coding region: 1-264 (87 amino acids)
Source: RefSeq, a predicted model, not a curated record
AUGCAUGAGCUAUUACUCACCGAUUACAACUCUGAGCUCGGUGAUGUUGACAAUGAGGUCCUUCUGGCUGCCAAGAUUUGGGCUAAGGAGGCACUGGAUGCUACCCGACAGUUCUUGGAGGAGCAGUCGCCGGAGUGCGAUUGGAAAGGUGACACUCUGUUAUCGUCGUUGGCAGCUCUAGGUUACGAUGAUAACCUCUCGGAUUUUCUCCGCGCUGAGCCCAAGCAUCUACGGGAUGUAAUCACCGAGGCAACGGACGCAUGA